AUGUUCACUGUUGCUUUUUUCAGCCUGUCUUUGAUGAUUUGUCAGCCUGGGGUAACCAUACAGGAGAAGGUGAACCGCCGGGAAGAUCAGGGUUACACCCCCACACCAGUUUCCUGCCAGCUGAGCAACUGGUCAGAGUGGACAGACUGUUUCCCAUGCCAGGACAAGAAGUACCGAUACCGGAGCCUCCUGCAGCCAAACAAGUUUGGGGGAACCAUCUGCAGUGGCGAUAUCUGGGAUCAAGCCAGCUGUCACAGCCCCACAGCUUGUCUAAGGCAAGUGCAGUGUGGACAGGAUUUCCAGUGUAAGGAGUCAGGUCGCUGCCUGAAACGCCAUCUCGUGUGUAAUGGAGACAAGGACUGCUUUGACGGCUCUGAUGAGGAAGACUGUGAAGAUGUCACUGAAGGUGAUUGCAGCCAGUAUGACCCGAUUCCUGGAUCAGAGAGGGCAGCCUUGGGGUAUAAUAUCCUGACCCAGGAAGAAAGGCAGAGUGUGUACGAUGCCAGGUACUAUGGGGGACAAUGCGAGACGGUGUACAACGGCGAAUGGCGGGAGCUUCGCUAUGACGCUGCCUGUGAGCACCUCUACUAUGGAGAAGAUGAGAAGUACUUCCGGAAACCCUACAACUUCCUGAAGUACCACUUUGAAGCCCUGGCAGAUACUAUAAUCUCCUCAGAAUUGUACGAUGAUACAAAUGACCUUCUAUCUAAAGUAAGAAAUGACAAUUCUGCGUCUUUUGGAGUGACCUUUGGCAUAGGCCCUGAAGGUUCCUCUGUCCAGUUGGAAGCAGGCAUACAUGGAUCAGAAAGCAGAUCCCUCAUGAAACAGUUGAACCAGUACAAUAAUAAGCAAUAUCAAUUCAUGAGAAUUUUCACAAAAGUGCAAACUGCUAAUUUUAAGAUGAGGAGGGAAAAUAUCAUGCUGGAUGAAGGAAUGCUGCAGGCAUUAAUGGAGCUCCCAGACCAGUACAAUUACGGCAUGUAUGCCAACUUCAUCAAUGACUACGGUACCCAUUACAUAACUUCUGGAUCUAUGGGUGGCACUUACGAAUAUAUCUUGGUACUUGACAAAGAAGAAAUGAAAUCAACUGGUAUUACCAGCGAAGACAUCCAGAAGUGCUUUGGAGGACAUCUAGGUGUUAACUUUGUCAAGAAUAAUACAGAAAUUAAAGUAGGAUUAUCAGGGAAAACUUGUAGCGAGUUUGGAGGUGACAGUUCUGACCCACGCAAGAGGAAUGCAGCUGUGAAAGACAUCAUCUCCCGGGUAAAAGGUGGCAGUUCUCGCUGGGGCGGUGGCUUGACACAGAACAGCAUCAUCAUCACAUACCGUUCCUGGGGGAGGUCAUUAAAGCAUAAUCCUGUUGUUAUUGAUUUUGAGAUGCAGCCCAUCCACGAGCUGCUGCGGCACACGAGCCUGGGGCCCCUGGAGACCAAACGCCAGAACCUGCGCCAGGCCUUGGACCAGUACCUGAUGGAAUUCAAUGCCUGCCGCUGUGGGCCUUGCCUCAACAAUGGGAAGCCCAUCCUUGAUGGCACUAGCUGCAAGUGUCAGUGCCCCUUGGGUCGCCAGGGUCAAGCCUGUGAGCAAAUGGAGCAAACAGCAGUCAAGGCAGAUGGUCACUGGAGCUGCUGGAGCUCCUGGUCUGCUUGCAGAGCAGGCACCCAGGAAAGGAAGAGAGAAUGCAACAACCCAGCACCCCAGAAUGGAGGGGCCUCAUGCCCAGGGCGGAAAGUGCAGAGCCAGGCUUGCUGA
Molecule: messenger RNA, 1752 nt
Organism: Talpa occidentalis (Iberian mole)
Lineage: Eukaryota; Metazoa; Chordata; Mammalia; Eulipotyphla; Talpidae
Gene: C8A
Product: complement C8 alpha chain
Exons: 11
Coding region: 1-1752 (583 amino acids)
Biological process (GO): immune response
Cellular component (GO): membrane attack complex
Molecular function (GO): protein binding
Source: RefSeq, a predicted model, not a curated record